Molecule: messenger RNA, 1971 nt
Organism: Sycon ciliatum
Lineage: Eukaryota; Metazoa; Porifera; Calcarea; Leucosolenida; Sycettidae
Product: mothers against decapentaplegic homolog 6-like
Exons: 4
Coding region: 201-1433 (410 amino acids)
Biological process (GO): transforming growth factor beta receptor signaling pathway; SMAD protein signal transduction; regulation of transcription by RNA polymerase II
Cellular component (GO): heteromeric SMAD protein complex
Molecular function (GO): I-SMAD binding; transcription regulator inhibitor activity
Source: RefSeq, a predicted model, not a curated record
GCUGCCGUGCCCGAUCGACAUUCAAUGCCGACACCUUCGAUUUUAGUCUUUGUCAUCGCUACUCCAAGCAUUAGUCUUGGUGUGCUGAAGAGAAAGCAAGCAGCACUUUUGCUCGCCUCUCGCCAAAUAAUUAUUAUUUUUCUAAUCGCCAUAGCUCCGAGUGUUGGUUUCGAGUUGAUCGCUCGUCUUACUCCGCAACCAUGCUGUCAUCCAAGAAAAGUCUUAUCAAAAAGUUGUGGAAAUCAUCCAGUGUUGCAAGUCACGCUGAAGGAGAUUCAAUGCUGGAAUUGCUGAAAGUUAUUUGCAAGCAAUCAGAAGCGAAAGAGCUGAAGAGCUUUGGCCUGGCACAGGAGGAUGACGCUGGAGCGUGCUGGAUGCUGCCGACGAACACCGUCAGUGUCAAUGUAGUGGUUUCUGGUGAACAGCACCUUCUCAAUGUCACACCCGAGGCGGUGUGUUGUAAGGUUUUCAGAUGGCCGGACUUGGAUCUCUCUGCGGAAGAUGUUAUUCGCAGAUUGCCAAUUUGCCCCGACGCAACAAGCUCUGGCAAGCGCUGCUGCAAUCCCUUUCACUUUGGCAAACUAUUACACUUCAGGAGUACACCACUGGACAGGAUAUCAUUGCAACAUUGUUCAUCAACGACAGAGCUCGGCAAGACUUCAGAUUCUGUCAGCUGUGAUUCGGCGUUCGACGAAACCACUGUCUCGAGUUCAGCUGGCAGACAACACACGAUCGUACGCAGACAUUUCGCAGCGGACGGCACAACGGGCUCAGAGGAGAGCGGCAUGGAGGGAAGUAGCGGCGCUUCACUAGCCUACGAAGCGUGCUGCCCUGAUCUGGAUGCUGGAGAACAUGAGAAGCCUGUCAGCCCUGCUCGACGACGAGAGCGUCCAGCGACUGAGUCAUGGCUCACCAUGGCCUACUGGGAAGGAAGAGAGAGAAUGGGUCGCCAGCGGACGUGCAAGAGUUCCGCCAUGCAUGUUUACCACGAGGGUUCUGCGCAGCUCGACGGCUCGUUCAACAUUGGCAGCAUCAAGAGCCGGUGCCGCAGUGCUGCUGCCGAGAAACGCCGCCAGCAGAUCGGAAGUGGCUUCUUCAUGUGGCGGACGCAUGACAACCAGAAAGUGUGCCUGUACAAUGGCAGCAAGCACUCAAUGUAUGUGCAGAGCCCCACGCUGGCCUGUUCUCAGUUAGACGGCGAGGACAAGCUGGUCAAGGCGAUUCCGUCCGGUCACAUUGUAGAGAUCUUCGACUGGCAGCGUGCCGUUCAGCUGGAGGAUUACCUCCGCAGUCGCAGGCAGCUGACGUUUCCGUUUGAUGUGAUGGCAGUGCGUGUGAGCAUGGUGUCUGGCUGGGGCUAUGGCCAUCGGCGCCCUACUGUCAUGCAGUGCCCGUGCUGGAUUGAAGCAUUCUUUGAGCCAGAAAGCGACUAAGCAUCGGAGAGCUGCCUCUAAGAACUAUUUCACAUCACCUGCGCACAAUCGCACUGAAUCAACCGUGUGCAGCCUGCAAUUACAGGACUUCUUCUACAGCUUCCAGAGAAGCACUACCCACUGCAUCAUAGGUAUCACCCCGGCUGUAUCUGCUGUUUUUAUAAUAAUUAUUUCACUUGAUCUGAGAUGCUAGAUAGCAACUACGCCACGAGUUGCUUGCUGGGCACGCACACACCGAGUUUCCUUGAACACUGCUCUUGAGUUCAUUACUGUGUGCUCGAUAUUGCCACAGUUGAUACAGGUCUGCUAUACCUGCUGGCUUGACACUUUCUCCGGCUUUGAAACUUCCUUGACUGUUGACAGUGACCUUUUCCCAUGAUUUAUCCCGGAUAUAAUGUUCCUUUGACCAUACAGUUGAGCGACUUACACGAAAGGAGCUCUGAUAUUACUGACAACUAUACUAGCACCUGCGUUGAGAGUGAGAGAGAACAAAUGAAUCACAUCUAUCCUAUAUUUGAAGAUAUUUGCUAUAAUCCUA